Messenger RNA from Quercus robur (English oak), 1731 nucleotides. Its product is annotated as geraniol 8-hydroxylase-like. The transcript has 2 exons. The coding region runs from base 148 to 1647 and encodes 499 amino acids. Gene Ontology annotation, molecular function: monooxygenase activity; heme binding; iron ion binding. The record is from RefSeq and is a predicted model, not a curated record. Lineage: Eukaryota; Viridiplantae; Streptophyta; Magnoliopsida; Fagales; Fagaceae.
AAUUCUAUUCUUUACCCCCUUAUACCACACAAAUAAUUAUAAUAUAGAAUACUCAAAGAAAGUGACUAUCGUUUCCUUUUUUGGUAGUGCGAGAGGUGCUUAUAAGUUCACCUGUUUUGUGGUCUUUUAGGAGAUACACAGACAGAGAUGGACUUUUGGAUCUUUGUAAUCUGUCUAUGCCUCAGCUGGACCAUAAUUCAAGCGCUUCAUUCCAUCCCAAGAAGAAGCACAGCAAUACCCAGUAAGCUUCCCCCAGGACCAAAAUCAUUUCCCAUCAUCGGAAAUGUAUUUGAACUUGGUGACAAACCUCACAAGAUGCUGGCCAAGCUUGCCAACACUCAUGGUCCCUUAAUGAGCCUAAAGCUAGGCCAAAUAACCACAGUGGUCAUAUCUUCAGCAGCCAUGGCCAGAGAAGCUCUCCAAACCCAUGACCAAGUGUUCUCAAACCGUACCAUCCCAAAUUGUAUCCAUGCCCACAAACACCAAGAGUUUGGCUUGCCUUGGAUGCCUGUUUCCACUCGGUGGAGAAACCUUAGGAAAAUAUGCAACUCUGAAUUAUUUUCCAGUAAGAUUCUUGAUGCCAACCAAAAUCUCCGACGCAAGAAAGUGCAAGAGCUCCUUACUGAUAUCCAUAAAAGCAGCCUAGCCGGUGAUGCAGUUGAUAUUGGCAGAGCAGCCUUUAAAAUUUCACUGAAUCUGUUAUCAAACACCAUUUUUUCAAUGGAUUUAGCAAUUCCAAAUUCAGAUACAGCUAGAGUGUACAAGCAGAUCGUGUCAAGCAUCAUGGAAGAGGCCGGAAAGCCAAACUUGGGGGAUUAUUUUCCCAUUCUAAGAAAGUUUGACAUACAAGGCAUAAGGCAGCGUAUGACAAUUCACUUUGGGAAAAUGAUAGACGUCUAUGACAACAUAAUUAGCCAACGGUUGAAGUUAAGAAAAGUACCUGGUUUUAUAUCAAAUAAAGAUGUGUUAGAUACUCUACUCAACAUCAGUGAGGACAACAGGGCGGAGAUUGAUAAAAAUCAGAUUAAGCAUUUCUUACUGGAUCUAUUUUCUGCCGGCACGGACACAACAUCAUCCACACUGCAAUGGGCAAUGGCAGAGCUUUUACACAACCCGGAGAUACUAUCAAAGGCCGGAGAGGAGCUGAGGCAAACCAUUGGCAGAGGCAAUACAGUUGAAGAAUCAGACAUUCCUAAGUUACCUUAUCUACAAGCUAUAAUCAAAGAAACCUUCCGACUGCACCCAGCAGUUCCCUUACUACUUCCUCGUAAAGCCGAAGCAGAUGUUGAAGUUAAGGGCUUCACAGUCCCAAAGGGUGCACAAGUUCUGGUCAAUGCAUGGGCUAUAGGCAGGGACCCAAGCAUAUGGGACAACCCAAACUCAUUCAUGCCAGAGAGGUUCUUGGGGUCAGAAAUUGAUGUUAGAGGCCACAACUUUGAGCUGAUUCCAUUUGGUGGUGGGCGGCGAAUAUGUCCUGGCUUGUCAUUGGCUAUACGAAUGGUGCACUUGAUGUUGGGCUCUCUCAUCCACUCAUUUGAUUGGAAGCUUGAAGAUGGGAUUACACCAGAGGACAUGAAUCUGGAGGAUAAGUUUGGCCUUACAUUAGAUAUGGCUCAACCAUUACAAGCUAUUCCUAUUACUUUCUAAUGUCAUUUUGCUUUUUGCAUAGCUAUGUAAAAUAACUUGCUGCUUUAAGAACUGAAUAGCAAAUGCGAUAUGCUUUUGUAUUUU